This is a messenger RNA of Funneliformis geosporum, 927 nucleotides long. Lineage: Eukaryota; Fungi; Glomeromycota; Glomeromycetes; Glomerales; Glomeraceae. The record is from the annotation of a GenBank genome assembly.
AUGUGUGUUUACAAGUUAUCGAGAAGAACAUCCCCUUUGUUUAAAGCUAGCACCGCAAUUCCGAAACGACUUUAUGAAAUCAUCAAGGGCGUUAGCUUGAAAAAUAAAGCGAGACUUGGGUUACUUAACUAUAAAUCAAGAUGGUAUAUCUCUGUAUCGUUCGUUCCACGUGAAUUCUUUUAUUCGUAUAUUUUCAAUGGAACGGAACCGCUUGUAAUAGUUGUUGCAUUAAAAGAUCUGUAUUGGGUGUUGGAGAUUUCCCAAGAUAAUCUCGCCUCACAGGGAGAUAUAGAAGAAUACCCACAAGAUUCUUUUCAUGAAUCAGUACAAGAUCGACAACGAAGAGAGGAGAACGAGGAUGAAAAUGGGGAUGACGUAGCAACUUUGAAUGAUGAAUUCUUUUAUAAAAGUUAUGAAGCAUCGAUUGUAUAUGAGAAAGAGGGAUCGACAUUAAAUGUGGAAUUAUUUGAUGAUACAAAUUCAAAUUUCAUUAAAAUAGUUCCUUUAUUACAAAAUCCUAUAGGUGAUAUUCCUGAGCCAAGCAAUCGGGUUAUGUUUUUUGAAAUGUUGUGUUAUGAAUUGAAAAUGAUCCUAAAGGAUUGCAUAAAAACUGGUUCAAAAUUUCAAUUGAAUGGAUAUAAAUAUGACGUGGUUGCAUUGAAAUUCAGUAGUCGCGACGAAUUUCGAUUCGUUGAGCAUAACAUUAGGGCUGAAGCGUUCUUUCAAUGCAAGAUUGAUGAGGACUUCCAAUUCACAUAUUCAAAAAAUUGUAUACAACCUUUGUUAUCAUUAUCCAUCGAUAAGAAAAGUAAUAUAGAAGUGAUGGUCUAUAGAAACGGACUAAUGAAUCUUAAGUUUAGACCCGGUGAUGUACAAGAUUCAUAUGUAAAUUAUAUGGUGAUGACAAUGAUUGAUGAAGAUGAGUGA